Messenger RNA from Musca domestica (house fly), 2546 nucleotides. Its product is annotated as elongation of very long chain fatty acids protein AAEL008004. The transcript has 8 exons. The record is from RefSeq and is a predicted model, not a curated record. Gene Ontology annotation, cellular component: endoplasmic reticulum membrane. Gene Ontology annotation, biological process: fatty acid elongation, monounsaturated fatty acid; fatty acid elongation, polyunsaturated fatty acid; very long-chain fatty acid biosynthetic process. Gene Ontology annotation, molecular function: fatty acid elongase activity. NCBI's taxonomy places the organism in Eukaryota, Metazoa, Arthropoda, Insecta, Diptera, Muscidae. The coding region runs from base 653 to 1756 and encodes 367 amino acids.
GACGGCGGACAGCACGUUCGAUCGCUCGCUCGCUCACUCGCAACGUAAAGAGGACUCUAUCCAGACUAGACUCUCGCUCUUUUGGUGUAAUCUCCCCCGUGGCAGAACAUUGAGAGUAGAAUAACCUUUGAUGUGCUGAUCAGUCAUUAAAAAAAAAGUAGAAUCGGGUUUUCGAAAUUAUUCGGCGUCGUCGGUUCGAUACGAUAAGAAUCGAUUCUCUGCCUUCGUACGGUCACUUGAUCCCUAUACAUAGCGAGGAAAACUCCAAGUGUGAAUCAUUUUGUUUAUAAACGCCAUCCAAGUCGGAAAUCCAUACAUCCACCUCCUAGCAGUGCGACAUUGAAAGUUGGGGACCACGGAAUAAAUAAUUGAUAAGCCAGCGAUCCAACAAUUAGUUACUAUUGCAAUUGUUGUUGUUUUUUACGAUUUGUUUGAGUGGAUUUUAGCUGUUAUCAGUCAACUUUAAUAAUAAUUUUUGGCGAAAUCUGAAGUGCCUGCCUGUCACCUGUUUCUACUUCUGCUAUCGCUUAACUAACUUCCCAAGUUUAAAUAAUAUAAAUAAAUUAUCCUAUAUAUUUUUUGGAUAAGGAUCUAUCAGUUUUGUUGUUAAUAUUUCUACCUGCAAAUUUGUUUUUAUUGAAACAAAUUAAAAAUGGCUCUCGCAAUUGUACAUGAUAUAUAUGACUGGUACAGGGAUCUCAUGGACAACAAAAGUGAUCCUCGUGUAAAUGGUUGGCCCAUGAUGGCCUCACCUGUACCCACAUUUUUGCUGUGUGUCUUUUACGCUUAUUUUAGUAAAUCAUUAGGACCAAAGUUAAUGGCCAAACGAAAGGCCUUGGAUUUAAGAAAUGUAUUGGUUUGGUAUAAUCUAUUCCAGACCGUGUUCAGUGCGUGGAUAUUCUACGAGUAUUUAAUGAGUGGCUGGUGGGGUGAUUACAAUUUCAAAUGUCAACCUGUUGACUACAGCAAUAGUCCAAAGGCUUUGAGAAUGGCAAACAUUUGCUGGUGGUAUUACAUUUCGAAAUUCACCGAAUUCUUCGAUACACUGUUCUUCAUUUUGCGCAAGAAGACACAGCAUGUAUCGACGCUGCAUGUCAUCCAUCACGGCUGUAUGCCCUUCUCCGUGUGGAUGGGUCUGAAGUUGGCCCCUGGCGGCCAUAGUACCUUCUUUGCCUUAUUGAACUCCUUUGUACAUAUUGUUAUGUAUUUCUAUUAUAUGAUCGCUGCCAUGGGUCCCAAAUAUCAAAAGUACAUUUGGUGGAAGAAGUAUUUGACCACUUUCCAAAUGGUACAAUUUGUUGCUAUCUUCACCCAUCAAUUCCAAUUGUUGUUCCGCGAAUGUGAUUAUCCCAAAGGAUUCAUGGUCUGGAUCGGUUUGCAUGGCGUUAUGUUCCUAUUUUUGUUCUCAGAUUUCUACAAAACCAAAUAUACCCGCGCUGCGCAAAAAGUUAAAGCGGCCAAUGGCCAUGCUAGCGCGUCAGAAAAAGAAUACCUCACAAAUGGCAAAGCGACUGCCAAUGGCAAUGGUGUCUAUGCCAAUGGCAAUAGCAAUCGUGGAGCAUGCAUGCCUGUAAUGGAAGACGAAGUUGAAACCACAAUACAGACAAAUGGUCAUUUGAAAAAUGGCCAUUACAAGAACGGUUAUGCCAACGGCGGUGGCGAUCACAUACUCAAGGAAGGUGUUAUCUCAUCUAAUGAAGCUAUUCUUAAUUCAGAUACCAGUAGCUCUAGUCUUCACCAGAGAAAAGUCAAAUAAGAUAGAACAACCAGAAACACACACACACACACAUACACACAACACAACCACUCGAUUUAAGCCUAUUAAAAUAUUUAAAUUAAUUUUAUAUAGUUUUUAGCAACAAAUUAUAUACAAAACACAAGAAAAAUAAGAAAGAAAGAAAUUAAAAACAAAAACAAAUGGAAUGAAGAAAACUAUAAAUUAUAUAUUAUAUAAUUUCUUAUUUAUAUAAAAAAAAAAAAAAACAAAAAGAAAGAAAAAACAAUCAAUCAUAUUUAAGUGUGUAAAAACAAAAAACCAUCCACCACCACAUGCAACACAAUACCUACCUACCUACCAACACAUUUAUUAUUGUUAAACUCUACUUUACAAUCCUUAAAGAACAGCAAUCAAAACGAAACAUUUAACAAUCAUCAUUGAAACCCCCAUAUAAACAUCCAUCUACCUACCCACCACUCAUCGACCUCUCCUCCCCCCGCCCGCCUUCUCUUAUUAUCAUUUAAUGUCUUUGUCUUUUUGUAAAUUAUUAUAAGCUAAAGAAACCAACCCCUCCCACAAUAUUCUCCUCCUUUUGCUAGAACAAAGAAAAAACAAAAAAAAAAAAAGGAUUAAGCGAACAAACAAACAUUGUUUCUUUUUAUAAUAAGUUUUUGUAUACAAACAACAACAACUACAAACUAUAUUUAAAGAAAAUUGUAUCUUUUUUUCUUUUGUAAAUGGUCAAACUAAUAAUAAUUUCUUAAUUUCUAAACAAAAAAAAUUGCUAACAACAAGAAAAUAAAUAAAUAAAUGACAAGAUUUUAUAAAA